AUGUCAGAAGAGAAUGAUGGAUGGAAGUGCAACGGCUCCUCCGAUCAUUCUCUAGAUUCAAGGACGACCACAUUGACGAGAUGGGUUGAUAUAAUAACAGUACCUCUGAUGAUGGCCUAUGUGACGAGAUACAUUUUCGGAACCGACAAACUGAGACCAAACGCUUUUGAAGUGCGAGGACUGAACGGCUCCAGUACGGGAGUUGUGCAUUGCGACGAUGCAGCCAUCCUCUCCCAAUGGCUCAAAUAUAUUACAGAUAACAUCAUGGGCCUCACCCAUUUACAGAUGAAGCUGUACAAUAGAAACUUCCCUGCAGCAGAACGUAUUGAAUACAUGGGGUGGGUGAACGAGGGGAUACUGAACAAUAACCAGCCAUGGCAGAAUUAUAGGCCUCGAUUUUUAACUUUAAAAGGAACUGACGUCAUGCUCUUCGACUCACCGCCGUUGAACGUGGGCGAUUGGAAAGAGUGUGGUUUAGUCUUCAAAGUUUACCAAUCCAUGCUGAGGGUUAUCAAAGAUUCGGAAAACGUCGAUGAGAGGCAGCACUGUUUCUUGAUCCAGACGUCUGGCCAGGAGUCGAGGUACUUCUCCGUUGAGACCAGGCAGGAGCUCUUAAGGAUAGAAAGCUCGUGGCAUAAUUCCGUUUGUGCAGCUGUGAUAAAGCUCGGGAGUAAAAGUUUUAACGUCUCAUACGGAGGCAAACUGGCUGGGUUGACACUGGAUUGGAACAUGGGGUUCGCCCUCUUUGACAAUAUCUCGAGGCAGUUCCUCUGGCAGUACAAGUUCUCCCAGCUGAGGGGUUCCUCUGACGACGGUAAGAGCAAGCUGAAGCUUCAUUUCCAAGACGCGGAGACCAAAAGCAUCGAAACAAAGGAACUAGAAUGCAGUAAUCUUCAAGCUCUUCUUUUCUGCAUGCAUGCCUUCCUCACCGCUAAAGUUGCGUCGGUCGAUCCUGCUUUUCUCAGUUCUAGAACACCUUAA
Messenger RNA from Nezara viridula (southern green stink bug), 981 nucleotides. The record is from the annotation of a GenBank genome assembly. NCBI's taxonomy places the organism in Eukaryota, Metazoa, Arthropoda, Insecta, Hemiptera, Pentatomidae.